Molecule: messenger RNA, 887 nt
Organism: Drosophila elegans
Lineage: Eukaryota; Metazoa; Arthropoda; Insecta; Diptera; Drosophilidae
Product: serine protease 1
Exons: 1
Coding region: 42-851 (269 amino acids)
Biological process (GO): proteolysis
Molecular function (GO): serine-type endopeptidase activity
Source: RefSeq, a predicted model, not a curated record
CCGAAGCCAAAAUUGUUUAAAGUGACAAAAGCGAUCGUACCAUGAGAGUUCUAGGAGUUCUGUUAAUUUCGAUGCUUGCCUUGGUGGCGGCCCUCGAAAAACCCGUUCCCGUAAAGGAUAUGCCCGUAGGCAGUAAGAUAAACGGACGUAUUACGAACGGAUAUCCUGCAUACGAGGGAAAAGUGCCCUACAUUGUGAGCCUACGCUUCGAUAAUGGCAAUGGUGGAGCCUGGGUUUGCGGUGGCUCGAUCAUCGGCAACGAGUGGGUACUUACCGCCGCUCACUGCACCCACGGAGCCAGCUCGGUGACCAUCGGCUACGGCGGGUUGUGGCGCACCCAGCCACAAUUUAGCCACGUUUCGUCGGAUUUCAUCGAGCACCAUGCAUACGAUACUGGUAAUCUUCGAAACGACAUCGCCCUGAUCCGUACACCACACGUGGACUUCUGGGCUCUGGUCAACAAGGUGGAGUUGCCCAGGUACGAGGAUCGCUACAACAACUACUACGGCUGGUGGGCCCUGCUCUCGGGUUGGGGCAAAACCUCCGACUCCAGCGGAGUGUCUGACUACCUGAACUGCGUGGACAUCCAGAUAGCAGACAACUCCGUUUGCGAGGCCUAUUACGGCUCUACGUUUAUCACCCCCAACCACGUGUGCAUCGCCACGCCGGAGAACAAGGGCUCCUGUAGCGGAGAUUCCGGCGGACCACUAGUCCUCCACGAAGAUAAUCGCCAGGUGGCCAUUGUUUCGUUUGGAUCCUCUGAGGGAUGUCUGUCCAAAAGGCCCAAGGGAAUGACGCGAGUUACCAGCUACUUGGACUGGAUCCGUGAUCAUACCGGCAUUUCUUACUAAUAAAUUAAGAAUGAAAUAAAAGGACAAUAACAUUAA